This is a messenger RNA of Phasianus colchicus (ring-necked pheasant), 3763 nucleotides long. The record is from RefSeq and is a predicted model, not a curated record. NCBI's taxonomy places the organism in Eukaryota, Metazoa, Chordata, Aves, Galliformes, Phasianidae.
GGGGGGAACCGGGGCGGGUUUGUGGCUUGGAAAAGACAUGGCUGGAGGUGAGGCCAGCGUCUGGCCUCAAUUUCCCCAUUGCAAUGGAACUGAGUUCAAAGGGGGACUCCAAAAUCCCCAUCAGUGUGGCUGCAUCGGUGUUGUGAGUUGUGCCAGGCCUCAGCUCUGGUGCAGGGGGAGUCACAGCUCAGCAGAGGGGAGCGGAGGAUGGACUUCCCCGCAGUGAGCGCUGUCCCCGUGAGGAGUUUUGAUGGCUGCAUGUCACUGUCUGCAGUGUGAGUCACUGGGGUGCGUCGCAGUGCCUCACCCCACAGAGCCGCACCGGGAGGGAGGGAGGAGAGCAGGCAGGAAGCUGUGCUGAGCAGCACUCAGGUGCGCCAAUGGGGCUGCCCUCACCUGGCGCAGGUGAGCAGCGACGAGGGCGGUUCCAGCCCCGCCGCCAUGGAGCCUGUGGGCGCUUGGGGCCCUGCGCAGACUGCGGCCUGGCUGCGAGGUGAGAGCCCCCCGCCCCGAGACCCCCACCGAGGGAGGACUUCAGCCCUCAGGUGGGAGGGUUUGUGUCCCUGCUUUGGGAGUAACGCUGUGGUGGUGGUGGGAGCCCGUUCCCCAACCUUUACUCUUCCUUUUCCCAAAACCCUGAGGGAUUUCAAAGGGAAAGAGGUGGGGGCUGUGAGCACGGUGCUGGCUGAGGUCUGGUGUGCUCAGUGCAUGGAUGGAACCAGGUGUCACCCUCCACCGUGGGGCCGUCCGAGCCAGGGACAGGGGGUGGGUGGCAGGGUCUCCCCCUCACCAUGUGCCUGGCUCUCAGCAGGGCUGGAUGCAGCCGUGCAGGGGUAUCCCUUUGAGGAGUGGGGUCUGGCAGGCAGUGAGCUGCUGAGGCUGUCAGAGGGAGCUCUGGAGGCGCUGGGAGUAUGGCGUGUGGGACACCAGGAGCUGCUGCUGGAGGCGGUGGAGCAGCUCCGAGCCCUGGACACAGAGCUGGCGAGCACCAGCCUGCGGACACUGACAGAGAGGCUGCGGGAGCUGGCACAGUGCACUGAGACCGUGGUACUUGAGGGGUCACCCGGGGGGGCCACCCCACAGCCACCCCCCAUCGCCCUGCUGGCCUGCGUCGUUGAUCUGAUUGGAGCUGCCAAGAAGCUCUUCUCCUGGCUCAACAGGUACCUCUUCUCCACCCUAAAUGACUUUUCAUCCACUCGGGACAUCGUCCUGCUCUGUGCCCGCCUGGUGGAGGUGCUGCAGACGGACUGCUCUACUGCAGAGAAGAACAGCCAGAUUCUGUUUAUAUGCCAGCACAUCAUAGGCAUCUGCAAGAGCAUCGUGGACUGCAGUCCCCCAGCACUGCUGGACCGUAGGGCCAUGCUGCAGCACAUGGAGCUGGCACUGCCCCUCACAUCAUGUGAUGGCCCUCCAGAUUCCCCCAGCACCCCCACGCUGCCCCUUGUACUGUGGGCCAGCCCCCCAGCAUCCCCCAGCACCUCAAUGCUGCCUCCUGAGCCAACAGGGAGCCCUCCAGCAUCCCCCAGAACCCUGAUGCUGCCCUACAACCCACUGGGUCUGGAGAUCACCUCCACCAGCUCCUGCCUGCACUUUGUGUCCAUGACCAACUCGGAGCCAGGAAAGCUCCAUAAAGCUCCCUGCUGCCUGUAUUUGCUCCAGGCCCUGGCUGUGCACGGGGGUCGCAUCCUGCCCGGGGACGAGAUCGUGCAGGUCAAUGAGCAAGUGGUGGUGGGUUGGACACGCAUCAACCUCGUGAAGAAGCUGCUGGAGAAGGCGAGCAGAGUGUCACUUGUGCUGAAGAAGGUGCCCCUCAGCCUGCCUGGUUCUCCCCUGAGCAUCAGGCAGCAGGUGCCAGGUGCCCUUCUGGAUGCUGUGGAUCUCCCCAAAAGCAGCGAGUGCCCCAGCAGCCCCUCGUCCCCGGCAUCCAGCACCACUGCCGACGUGGACUCAGGGCUGGACCCCACCACUGACGAGGACGAACACAGCACAAGCCUGCACAGGGAGGACACGGGUGAGCUCCGGCCGGCAGCACUCAGUCUCGGUGCUGGGAAGGACGUGGUGUGGGAGGCCGGCACCCCACCAGGCACCCCAAGCUCACCGUGUGCCCUCCAAGCCUGCACUGCAGAGUUCAGUCCAACAGCAGCCCCCAGGGCACAAAGUGCAGAGCCCAGCCAGACCCCCAGGGAGGGCAGCCCUGAGACGGGACGCAGACCUAAAGGAGUGGCGACCAGGCUGAGCCGCCGGCGGGUCUCAUGCCGGGACCUGGGCCGGGUGGACUGCGAUGGCUGGCUCCUGAAGAAGAAGGACCACGUGGGCUUCAUGGCCCAGAAGUGGAAGCGCUGCUGGUUUGUGCUGAAGGGCCACACGCUCUACUGGUAUAACCAUCCCAACGAUGACAAGGCUGCAGGUCUCAUCAAUGUAGCCACUUACAACCUGGAGAGCACGAGGGAGCAGAAGAAGAAAUAUGUCUUCCAGCUCUCCCACGAGAAGUACAAGCCCUUUGUCUUCGCUGCGGAAACGCUGGCAGAUUUGAGCAUGUGGGUCAGCCACCUGAUCACAGCUAAGACAAAGCAUGCACUGGCCCACCAGCCCAUCCCGCACAGGGAGGAAGACUGCUACAGCGAGACAGAAGCUGAGGACCCUGAUGAUGAAUCUCCCCGACCUGGCUUUGACUCGCCAAAGAAAAGGCUGCAGAACACCCCAGAGAAAGCCCAGCUCUUCCAGACCAGCGGUGAAUCCAGCAGCCCACAGAACAGCCCUCAGCCCCAUUCGCCUGUAGAGCCCUGCGAGGAGGACCUCGAGAGCCUGAUGUGGUGCCUGAGGCAGGGCGGGGUGUCCCUCAUCGGGCGGCAGCGCUUCCUGACACAGGAGCAGUGCCGCAAGUCCUUCAUCCGGCGCAACAAGAACCCCCGCAUCAACGAGAAGGUGCACGCGGUGCGGGCCCUGCAGAGCACACUCAAGGCGAAGCUGGCGGAGCUGCAGGCCCUUGAACAGCUGCUGGACGAUGCCGCGCUGACCUCCGAGAAGUUCCAGCGCUGGAAAGAAGAGCACCAGGACCUGUACCAGGAGCUGCAGGAGUGGUGGGCACGGCAGCAGGGCCAGGACAGCGGCGGGGGUCACGAGGCUGAGCAGAGACCUCCAGCAGGGGCAGCUGAACCCUGACACCCCCCGGAGCCCAGCAGGAAUCAUUCUCCAUUGAACUCGCAGCACUGCAGGUGCUCUGCCCGUCCUGGAUCGGUGCGUGGGGGUUUGGUGACAUUUCAGAAGGUUCAGCCCCCCUCAGUGGCUUUUGCUGCAUCGCCCACAAGGGUGGGACACCGCAGGACCAGUCCUGCUUUUUUUCUGAGGACACUUCACAUUGAGGACAGGGAUUUUCUCCUGGAGGAACGCGUCCCCAAUGCAUUGCCUCCAGCCGGGCUCUCUUCUGCCGCUAAUAAAUCGCUGACAGCUGUGCCACGUGCUGAAGUGUCCCUGCGGUGACAUGCGGCCCCCACACCACGUGCUGCCCUGCUCCCGGGGAGGGGAGGAGCUGACAGAGCCCUCCAGCAGCGCGGAGCACCCACACAGCCAGCACGGCAGGAUCCGGCUGCUGGGCCCGGAGCGGAGGGGCAGCGCGGGGCUCUGCUCUCUGCUGACGGCCGCACGGCCCGAGGGAGCGGCGCGGAGCCCCACGCUUCGGGCCGGAGCUCCCCCACCUCGGCACACCUGAGCGCACUGCGCACGCGCAAGAAAGCAGCAAACCCCGCCCCGCGCUGCCGGCUGC